AAAAAAAAAAAGAAGAAAAAACAACAAUGUCUCAUGGUUUCUUGCCAAAUGAGUUUCAAAAGUCAGAUAAGAUCGAUGAAGUGAUCGGUCUCGAUCUUACGCUUUCCGCCAUGGGCAUGACUUUCUGUUCUCACCGUUUUAUGCCUUUAAUUGUGGACAACGAUGAUAAUAACUGGAGCCGCCGGUUUUUUGAAGAAGAAACCAGAGAUAAUAAGAGGCUGAAACGAACUAUUAACGGCGGAAACAGCGACGGCGGGAUGAGCAGGAACGGCAGCAAUGGUAGUUUGAGUAGUUUGUCAAGUCUUCAUUUCAGAGACCAUAUAUUGACUUACAGUAAAAGAUACCUUGCUGCUGAGGCAGUAGAAGAGGCGGCGGCUGCUGCGGCAGCGAUGGCAGCCGGUUAUGAAGAAAAUGGAAUCGAAGAAGACGAAACGGCAUACGGGAUGAGGCUAGUUCAGCUUCUCAUCGCUUGUGCCGAAGCGGUGGCUUGCCGCGACAAGUCCCAUGCCUCGGCGUUACUAUCGGAGCUUCGCGCCAAUGCCUUAGUGUUCGGCUCGUCGUUCCAGAGGGUGGCGUCGUGUUUCGUUCAAGGAUUGGCGGACCGUCUCGCUUCGGUUCAACCACCAGGGACGGCGGUCGGCCGUGUCCAGCUGCCGCCGGUAAUGAACAUAAUGGACAUCAUGUCGGAUUCCGACAAGAAACAAGAAGCUUUCCGCCUUGUUUACGAGAUUUGCCCGCACAUAAAAUUCGGUCACUUCGUAGCUAAUUUAGCUAUAUUGGAAGCCUUUGAGGGAGAGAGUUUGGUCCACGUAGUGGACCUAGGGAUGACCCUUGGUUUACCACAAGGUCACCAAUGGCGUCACCUUAUUCAAAGCCUCGCCGCCAUACGUGGCGGCGCUGGCAAACCACACUGUACACGUCUCCGUAUAACCGCCGUCGGUCUCUGCGUAGACCGAUUCGACGUUAUCGGAAAAGACCUUAAAACCUACGCAAAAUCCAUGGGAAUCAACCUGGAAUUCAACAUCGUCGAAAGCAAUUUAGAGAAUCUAAAGCCUGAAAAUAUCAAAGUUUCCGAUGAUGAAGUCCUUGUCGUUAACAGCAUUCUUCAACUUCAUUGCGUCGUUAAAGAAAGUAGGGGGGCUUUAAACUCAGUUCUUCAAAUGAUCCAUGAGCUUUCCCCUAAGCUUUUAGUACUCGUCGAGCAAGAUUCAAGCCAUAAUGGGCCUUUUUUUCUCGGAAGAUUCAUGGAAGCACUCCAUUAUUACUCUGCAAUCUUCGAUUCACUCGACGCAAUGUUACCCAAAUACGACACCAGGCGAGCCAAAAUGGAACAGUUUUACUUUGCCGAAGAGAUUAAGAACAUCGUGAGUUGCGAGGGAGCUGAUCGGGUCGAACGGCACGAGAGGGUCGACCAGUGGCGAAGACGAAUGAGCCGAGCAGGGUUCCAAGCUACACCAUUGAGGUUGAUGAGUCAAGCCAAGCAAUGGCUUGGGAACAAUAAGGUUUGCGAAGGUUAUACUGUUGUGGAAGAUAAAGGGUGUUUGGUUCUUGGUUGGAAUGCCAAGCCCAUUGUUGCAGUUUCUUGCUGGAAAUGCUAAGGAACAAGGACAAAAACACCAUGGAUGAGAGAUGCUCACUACUUGUUUGUUUAAAUUCCAAUAAGACAAUAUUUCCAGUAGUGAAAAUGGAAUGGUUAUUGUAAACCAUGUUUGUGAUUUUAUGCUUUUAAGAACUUUGUUGCAGAUGAAUGAACAGCUACGAUGGCUGUUGAAACUUGAACCUGUUCGCACUAUGAUUGAACAGAAUUGAAAUAAAGACAAAUAAAUGUGUGUUUUUG
Messenger RNA from Gossypium raimondii (Peruvian cotton), 1837 nucleotides. Its product is annotated as GRAS family protein RAD1. Gene Ontology annotation, molecular function: DNA-binding transcription factor activity; sequence-specific DNA binding. Gene Ontology annotation, cellular component: nucleus. Gene Ontology annotation, biological process: regulation of DNA-templated transcription. Lineage: Eukaryota; Viridiplantae; Streptophyta; Magnoliopsida; Malvales; Malvaceae. The transcript has a single exon. The coding region runs from base 27 to 1598 and encodes 523 amino acids. The record is from RefSeq and is a predicted model, not a curated record.